Molecule: messenger RNA, 1748 nt
Organism: Folsomia candida
Lineage: Eukaryota; Metazoa; Arthropoda; Collembola; Entomobryomorpha; Isotomidae
Product: facilitated trehalose transporter Tret1-2 homolog
Exons: 5
Coding region: 157-1692 (511 amino acids)
Biological process (GO): transmembrane transport
Cellular component (GO): membrane
Molecular function (GO): transmembrane transporter activity
Source: RefSeq, a predicted model, not a curated record
UUUAACUUUUCGGAACGCCCAUAUUUGACUAUUAGAAGUGAUUUAAAGCCUGAUUUCAAAUACAUCCAGCAUAUUCAAGAAUAGGAGACGUACCAAUAAUCGCCAUAAUUUAUUAAUCUACAUUUUCCUGGAAACUUUCCGAUAAUCAGAAUUAUCAUGGACGGAAACGACUCCUCUGACGAGACCAAAGAAACCAAUGGAACCGUUCACUCGUUCGUCUUUGAAAAUGGUCAUGCUCCAAACACCCCGAUCAUAGAAGGCCCAAGGGCCGUUAAACGCCAAUUCUACGCAGCACUUUCCGCUCACUUGGGGGCCUUCAUAAUGGCGACGGUUUGGAGUUGGUCUUCCACUGCGUUGCCAUAUCUGCGUGAGUCGGAGGACUUACUGGGCCCCAUCACGAUUUGGGACGAGGCUUGGAUAGCAUCAAUCACUUUUUUGGCCGGCGGAGCGGGCAGUUUCGCCAUGGGCACUCUCGCCCAAAAACUCGGUCUCAAGAAGUCCCUCAUCAUCGAAACGGUCGCCAUGUUCGUUGGUUGGGUUGGUGUCGCAAUGGCGACGUCAUUAACGGAGAUAUUGAUCGGUCGGUUUAUCACGGGCUUUUUUGUCGCUGGGGUGGGCGUCUCUACAAGUCUGAUUGCAGAACUGAGCUCGGAUGGGCGGCGAGGUCGCUUAAAUUUCAUUUUUGACCUCAUGUUCUGCGCAGGGGUGUUAUUUAUCUACUUGGUGGGGACAUUUUUCACGUGGAAAAUACAGGCUUGGGCGUGUAGCGGGAUCACGGUGGUGUUUUUCCUGCUGCUGCUGACCCUUCAUGAGUCACCCGUAUCAUCGCAGCAAAAGGGGCAGGAUAUCCAAGCGAAGAAAGCGUUACGUUGGGCGAGGGAUCGUGAAAACGUGGAGGAGGAGUGGAAUGUGAUCCGACAAAAUGUAGCCAACCUUGAAAAUUCUAAAAAUUCUGGAGCUUCCUCCUCCUGGUGGGAACAAGUUGUAUCCACCUAUUUCACCAAACAGGUCAUGAAACCCAUCUUUCUCGCCAUCGCGUUACAAUUCUUCCUCCAAGUUUGCGGCGUUGUCCCCAUAGUUUGCUACGCCGUGGAUGUGUUCAAAUCCGCAGGGACGGAAGGAGUGCAUGAAAAUGUGUCCACAAUCGUGCUAGGUUUGGUCAACUUGAUUGCCACAAUUAUCGCGUUUUUCUUCGUGGAUAAAUUUGGUCGUCGUUUCCUCAUGAUCCUUUCGGAACUAUUUCUUACCAUCACGCUGGGUGGAUUGGCCGCAUUUUUGUACAUGCGGGACGCACAUGGUUAUUUUUCUGGUCAAAGUUGGGCCUACUUUCCCCUCGUGUGUUUCGUCGUGUUUAUAACGUUUUACUCUUUUGGGGUGGGUCCAUUGCCGUGGGUUUUGAUGGGGGAGAUACUUUCUCCCAAUGCGAAAGGUUUUUCUAGCGGCGUUGUUAUCCUGGCGGCACGAGCUUUUGGAUUUUUGGUCAUGUUCUUCUUCAAAGAUAUGAUCCUUGUUGUAGGACAGCAUGGGGUGUACCUAUUUUUUGCAGGGGUGUGUCUUUGUGGGCUGGUUUUUUCAUAUUUUUUCAUCCCGGAAACAAGGAAGAGAAACAUGGAAGAUAUUCAAACAGAUAUUCAACAGCAUUGGUUUUUUCACCGGGUUAAAUAUACCGAUUCUUUUAACCCUAAUGCUUAAACUAGUUUUUUAUACUCAUUUAUCAGUACUAUCCUACUUAACAAAUAGAAAUCUAA